Trichomonas vaginalis G3 is the source of this 1806-nucleotide messenger RNA. Its product is annotated as DNA/RNA polymerases family. The transcript has a single exon. Lineage: Eukaryota; Parabasalia; Trichomonadida; Trichomonadidae. The coding region runs from base 1 to 1806 and encodes 601 amino acids. The record is from RefSeq and is a predicted model, not a curated record.
AUGGAUGAUUUUCAAUACUAUCACGAUUUAAUCCUUUCAUCUAAAUGCAAAAUGUGUGGUAAAGCGUUUACAUAUGCAAAUAAACCAACAUUGGAUAGAAUCGAUAAUGAAAAACCACAUACCAAAGAAAAUUGUCAGUUAAUGUGUUGUUAUUGCAAUGUCGUAAAAUCAAAUAAAGAUGAAGAUGUUCAACGUUUAAGAAUCAAUUUAAGAAAUUAUGUAUUAAAAAAUAAUUUACCAAUGACUUUAGAUUCAGUUGAAGCUUAUCACAUUCUCCGUAAUGGAAUUACUGGUGGUCUAUCAAAUGUUCAACAUCGUGUUAAUCUUAAAGGAAUCACGCACAUUAAUAAACUUUCAUAUAAUCCAGAAACUAAAACUGUAUCAAAUGAGGACACCACCAACAUUAUGACUCAUUUCGUUGGAGUUGACUUUAAUUCAUUAUAUCCUUCAUCAUUUUCAUCUAAUCCUCAUGAUUUCAUUCAAUAUACUGACCAUAAAAUGUAUAUGCCGGGAAGAUUGAAUGGUGUUAUCAUUUGUGAUACAGCAACAAAGAAAGCAAAAGCACUGGGAAUUAUUAAGAAGAAAAAUACUUUAUUCGUGGCUGAAGUAAAGGGUCACAUUGAUGAAAAAUACAUUAAUGAUUACAUAAACUUUUUACCGAUAAUAAGAAACUUAGAUAUUAUCACAGAUGAAAAAACAAUUGGCGGUUUUAUGUAUAAUUACAUGAAAUCAAACAAUCUACCAGUUGACCAGAAACAGAGAAAAUUAACUCAGUUAGCAUCAACACACAACCAAUAUCAACCAUUUUCUUCUUAUUAUCUUUGGUAUCUAAUAGACAAAUUUCAUUUUAUCAUCGAUGACAUUCAAUCAAUUUUAACAUUUACUAAAAACACUUGUUUUAAUGAAUUUGCGAACAAAUUUAUGAACGAAAGACAAAAGGCUGAAUUAGAAGGAAAUAAAGGAAAAAGUUUAUUUUGCAAGAUUUCACUUAAUGGAUCAUAUGGUUACGAUGCAAUGAAUACACAAAAUUACGCAAAGACUAAAAUAAUGAAUGCACAGAAGGCGCGCAUUGCAUGUAUGUCAAAUAAGUUUAAAAACAUAAGAGAAAUAGGAGAGGAUACGUAUCAAGUGAUGCUCAAAGAUAGAUUUUAUAGAUGUGAUACGUGUUUACAAGAGGCAUUCUUCACUUUAGAUAAUGCUAAAUACUGGUAUUUAGUUUUCAUUUAUGAUUUUAUGUAUAAAUGCAUGGAUGUUAAUCGUUUUCAUUUCAUUGAAGGUGAUACUGAUUCAUCUUAUUGGGCAAUCGCUGGCGAUCCAAAUCUUCCUAACACUCAAGCAUUUCAAGCAAUUGUUACCGAUAAACAAUUUUAUGAUAAAAACAUUUUCAAAUUCGCACCUUUUAAUUUCUUCUGUUUUGAUGAGAAAUUUAAGCCUAAAUUAAAGAAUAAAGCUGAAGAAAAAGCACAUGAGAAGAAGUUAUUGGGUUUAGCAAUUGAGAAACAAGGUGAUAACAUGGUUGCUUUAUGUCCUAAAUGUUAUACAUCAUUCAACGGUUCAAUUGAUGGAAGUGAUUUUAAAAAGAUUGCACAAAAAAUGAAAGGUGUUAGUUUACGACAAAAUAAACAAUUAACACCUAAAAAUUAUUUGGAUAUAAUAAAUGAUAAAUUGAUAUUUGAUGGUCAGAAUAUUAAUUUACAACUUAAAAACGGGGUAAUGACUCGCUUAACAAUUGGUAAGACUGCAUUAACAGGAGCACACACUAAGGCUGUAUGUUGUGAAAAUGGAUGUUGUAUGCCAUUUAUUUAA